AUCAACAAUCAAAGGUUUCGUAUUAUCGGUGUGAUAAAUGAUUUGUCAAAUUAUAUAUAAGUGGUGCUUUGAAUAUUUAAUGAAUAGUCUGAUUCGGGCGACGGGAGAAAUGAACAUAAAAUACGGAAUACUUUUUGUGGCGCUCUUUGCGGCUGCCUGGGCCCUCCCCAAGCCUGAAGAUGACAUGUCCAUCUUCUACGAGCAUGUGGACCGGAACGCUCGUAUUGUGGGGGGUAGCCAGGCAGCUCAGGGCAGCCACCCCCAUAUGGUAGCAAUGACUAAUGGUAUCUUCAUCAGGAGCUUUGUCUGCGGAGGCUCAGUGCUCACCGCACGCUCGGUGCUCACCGCUGCUCAUUGCAUUGUUGCUGUAUUCACACUUGGAAGUCUCUCUGGAAAUCUUCGUCUGACAGUCGGCACAAACCAAUGGAACUCUGGAGGUUCUCUCCACACUGUCUCCAGAAACAUCACCCACCCUCACUACGUGUCCAAUACCAUCAAGAACGACUUGGGUAUUCUCAUAACUUCCUCGAACAUCGUUUUCAAUAACCGCGUCAGGCCUAUCUCUUUGAGUUUUGACUACGUACCUGGAGGCGUCCCUGUCAGGGUUGCUGGAUGGGGAAGAGUUAGGGCUAACGGUGCUCUCUCCACGAAUCUUCUGGAGAUCAAUGUGAGAACCAUUGAUGGUCAGACUUGCGUGAGGACUGCGGCCCAGGCGGCCAUUGACCUUAACGUGAGGGCUCCUCCUGUCGAACCUCAUAUCGAGCUCUGCACAUUCCACGCAGAAGGAACUGGUACUUGCAAUGGUGACAGUGGCAGCGCAUUGGCUCGGACCGACAGCGGUCUCCAAGUCGGCAUCGUGUCGUGGGGCUUCCCUUGCGCACGGGGAGCUCCUGACAUGUUCGUCAGAGUCAGCGCCUUCCGGUCCUGGCUGCAACAAAACAUCAGCUAAUUAAACUGUACUUUAAUCAAGAAUACCAUGAUUUUUUUGUAAAUAAACAAAAACCAAUAAAGUUUAUUCUCUUUUA
This is a messenger RNA of Bombyx mori (domestic silkworm), 1025 nucleotides long. RefSeq names its product chymotrypsin-2. The record is from RefSeq and is a predicted model, not a curated record. Gene Ontology annotation, biological process: proteolysis. Bases 38 to 949 code for a protein of 303 amino acids. The transcript is spliced from 5 exons. Gene Ontology annotation, molecular function: serine-type endopeptidase activity. Lineage: Eukaryota; Metazoa; Arthropoda; Insecta; Lepidoptera; Bombycidae.